Messenger RNA from Leptosomus discolor (cuckoo roller), 1186 nucleotides. The record is from RefSeq and is a predicted model, not a curated record. Lineage: Eukaryota; Metazoa; Chordata; Aves; Leptosomiformes; Leptosomidae.
AAGUGUCCCGCAACGACUCCUGCUCCGACCUGCCCGAGAUCCAGAACGGCUGGAAGACCACGUCGCACACGGAGCUGGUGAGAGGGGCCAAGAUCACCUACCAGUGUGACCCGGGGUACGACAUCGUAGGGAGCGACACCCUCACCUGCCAGUGGGACCUCAGCUGGAGCAGCGACCCCCCCUUCUGCGAAAAGAUUAUGUACUGCACGGACCCGGGGGAGGUGGAGCACUCGACCCGCCUCAUCUCUGACCCGGUGCUGCUGGUGGGCACCACCAUUCAGUACACGUGCAACCCGGGCUUCGUGCUGGAGGGCAGCUCGCUGCUGACCUGCUACAGCCGCGAGACGGGGACGCCCAUCUGGACCUCGCGGCUCCCCCCCUGCGCCCCCGAGGAGUCGCUGGCCUGCGAUAACCCAGGAUUGCCAGAAAACGGCUACCAAAUACUUUACAAGCGCCUCUACUUGCCAGGAGAGUCCUUGACCUUCAUGUGCUAUGAGGGCUUUGAACUCAUGGGGGAGGUUACCAUCAAGUGCAUCCUGGGCCAGCCAUCCCACUGGAGCGGACCCCUGCCCAUCUGCAAAGUGAAUCAAGACAGCUUUGAACAUGCCCUGGAAGUAGCAGAAGCUGCUGCAGAGACAUCGCUUGAGGGGGGAAACAUGGCCUUAGCCAUAUUCAUCCCAGUGCUGAUCAUCUCCUUGCUGCUGGGAGGAGCGUACAUCUAUCUCACAAGGUGUCGGUACUACUCCAGCCUCCGCCUGCCCCUCAUGUACUCCCACCCCUACAGCCAGAUCACAGUAGAAACAGAAUUCGACAACCCAAUUUAUGAGACAGGGGAAACAAGAGAAUACGAAGUUUCGAUAUAAGGACAGUGGUAAGAGAGUCUCCGGCUGCGAACUUAAUGUGCUCUCAUAGAACUUCCUCAGUAACUAAUCCAGAGACCACGUGGAGUUUGGUUGGACCCCCCGGACCUGCUGUUGUCUUUCCUUUUGCCUCUUUAUUGAAGAUUUUACUGUUUUCUUCACUGUAUUUAUUCUAUUUAAACUGCGAUAGGUGUGCUGCAGAGCCCUGGGCGCAGGCAGCAGCGGGAGCCGGGGCAGAACCAGGUCCCGGCAAGGCCAGGGCGGCUCGGGGGCACCCACUGUCCUCCCCCCGGCACGGCGGCGCGUCCCCCGGCACUGCCCACACA